Messenger RNA from Tremella mesenterica DSM 1558, 1304 nucleotides. RefSeq lists its product as uncharacterized. Gene Ontology annotation, molecular function: oxidoreductase activity, acting on NAD(P)H, oxygen as acceptor. The record is from RefSeq and is a predicted model, not a curated record. NCBI's taxonomy places the organism in Eukaryota, Fungi, Basidiomycota, Tremellomycetes, Tremellales, Tremellaceae. The transcript has 11 exons. The coding region runs from base 98 to 1198 and encodes 366 amino acids. Gene Ontology annotation, cellular component: intracellular anatomical structure.
AACAACAACACUUCAUCUCCAUUCCUUUAUCCUCUCUCAACCAAACUUAUCAAAAGGUCUGAUCGACCCUUUCUUCAGCCCUUGUCUUUUUUUCAAAAUGUCCCUUCUCAGACCAUUCGUUUCUCGUUCAGUGGCUCUUGCUGCACGUAGCUCCACCAGAGCUGUCAUCGCCCCCAUCUUUCCCAAGAGCGUUCGUUGGGUGUCUCAACCCUCCAACCCUCUCUACGACGAGAAAGCUUAUCCUGAGGGUUACCGUGAACAUCGUGUAGAGGUUCACGAACCUAAACAUGCCAGUGUAGAUGAGAGCUUGGUUUUCGAAGAUCCUGAACCCAACGCUUAUGCUAAAGCCGAUCCGGGUCAUGAUGUCAUUGGUGAAGGUCAUGGUAGACACACCAAGAGGACUCUUGGGUCGCUCUCCAUGGAAGGAAAAGUUUGUGUCGUCACUGGCGCAGCCAGGGGUUUGGGUAAUAUGAUGGCUCGUACCUUUGUCGAAUCGGGAGCAGAUGCCAUCGUUUUGAUCGAUUUGAGAAAAGAAGAUGCCGAGUUGGCCGCAAAAGAUUUGACCGAUUGGUUUGUGGAACACGGCGAAGCCAAACCGGGUGAGAUCCGAGCUUUGGGUCUUGGAUGCGAUGUCGCCAAUGAACAAUCCGUCAAGGAUACGUUCGCUGCCAUCAAAGAGAAGUUUGGUCGUCUUGAUUGCCUCGUAACCGCCGCUGGGAUAGUAGAAAAUUUUGUCGCUCAUGAAUACCCAACGGAAAAGGUCCGCAAGUUACUCGAUAUCAACGUCAUGGGCACUUGGACCUGUGCUCUUGAAGGUGCUAAAUUGAUGCCUGAAGGAGGGUCAAUCAUAAUGAUUGGGAGUAUGUCAGGAUCCGUGGUCAAUGUUCCUCAACCUCAAACUCCGUACAACUUUUCCAAGGCCGCUGUCCGACACAUGGCCCGUUCUUUAGCUGUCGAAUGGGCUAAACAAAACAUCCGUGUGAACUGUAUUGCUCCUGGGUACACACUUACAAACCUGACAAAAGUCAUCCUGGAUAACAACCCCGUGUUGCGUGACGAAUGGAUUCAUCGUAUUCCCAUGGGCCGAAUGGCAGACCCCUCCGAUCUAAAAGGAGCCAUCGUUCUCCUGGCUUCGGACGCUAGCAAAUAUAUCACCGGGGCCGAACUCGUCAUUGACGGAGGGUACACUUGUAUCUAAAUGCCAACACCAAGUCUAUAGAAAACAGUCGGGAGUGAAUAGAGAACAAGAAGAACAAAAUAUUCAUCUUAGAUUCUGGAUUGGAUGUAAUGCGUUUUGCUGUCUU